Labrus mixtus (cuckoo wrasse) is the source of this 1895-nucleotide messenger RNA. Its product is annotated as serine/threonine-protein phosphatase 4 catalytic subunit B. The record is from RefSeq and is a predicted model, not a curated record. Gene Ontology annotation, biological process: peptidyl-serine dephosphorylation; double-strand break repair via homologous recombination. Lineage: Eukaryota; Metazoa; Chordata; Actinopteri; Labriformes; Labridae. Bases 160 to 1095 code for a protein of 311 amino acids. Gene Ontology annotation, molecular function: protein serine/threonine phosphatase activity. Gene Ontology annotation, cellular component: cytoplasm; nucleus. The transcript is spliced from 8 exons.
AAUCCAUCAGCGCCAGAGCUUGUUGACCUAUUGAACAGCCUAGUCCAUUUCCGAGGGCUGUCCGCUCCACUGCCAGCGGGGAAAGAAAGAGCCUCUGUUAUUCCAGUGACCCCGGUGUGAGAAGAGGAGUGUGUGCAUAGUGUGUGAGAGGCUCUCCCUAUGUGUGUCACAAUGGGAGACAUCAGUGACCUGGACCGACAGAUAGAACAGCUCCGACGCUGCGAGCUCAUUAAGGAAAAUGAAGUCAAAGCACUGUGCGCAAAAGCCAGAGAGAUUCUGGUAGAAGAAAGUAACGUCCAGAGAGUAGACUCUCCUGUCACGGUGUGUGGCGAUAUCCACGGUCAGUUCUAUGACUUAAAGGAGCUGUUCAGGGUCGGUGGUGACGUCCCAGAGACAAAUUAUCUGUUCAUGGGCGACUUUGUGGACAGAGGCUUCUACAGUGUGGAGACUUUCCUUCUUCUGCUAGCUCUUAAGGUACGCUAUCCAGACAGGAUAACCUUGAUUCGGGGGAAUCACGAGUCCCGCCAAAUCACCCAGGUCUACGGCUUCUACGACGAGUGCCUCCGCAAAUACGGCUCGGUCACCGUGUGGAGAUACUGCACCGAGAUCUUUGACUACCUGUCCCUCUCCGCUAUCAUCGAUGGCAAGAUCUUCUGUGUGCACGGCGGCUUGUCUCCUUCCAUCCAGACACUGGACCAGAUCAGGACCAUUGACAGAAAACAAGAAGUACCUCAUGAUGGGCCAAUGUGUGACCUCCUGUGGUCGGACCCUGAAGACACCACAGGGUGGGGGGUGAGUCCCAGAGGUGCUGGCUACCUGUUUGGGAGCGACGUGGUGGCCCAGUUCAACGCUGCCAAUGACAUCCACAUGAUCUGUCGAGCACACCAGCUGGUCAUGGAGGGCUACAAGUGGCACUUCAACGAGACGGUGCUGACUGUGUGGUCAGCGCCCAACUACUGCUACAGGUGUGGCAAUGUGGCAGCCAUCUUGGAGCUGGAUGAGCAUCUACAGCGGGAGUUCAUCAUAUUCGAAGCAGCGCCGCAAGAGACCAGAGGAAUCCCCUCCAAGAAGCCAGUAGCCGACUAUUUCCUGUGAAGUUUUUCAGAAAAGCAGAACAGCCAUGAUGUGUCCAAAAAAAACCUCCCGCACCAUUUCACCACCGGCCCUCCUGCGCCUCCAUCCUGCUGCUGCUGGACGCUCCUGUCAGUCUGAACUCAGGGCGGUAAGACAGAAAAAACCUGCCCCAACCCCUCGACGAGCUGGAUUUUUUUUGCCGCGCUGUCCGAGCCUGACAGAGCCGUAACUGUGAAAGGUGUCGGGGGGGCGAGGCGGACAAACUGGGCCCAUGACUGUUGUCUCUUCACCUCAGAUAUAUAAAGACGACCAUUUUCUUUCUCCCCUCAGCCUCCUUCCAUUCGUCUUCUUUCUCCUCUCUCACUUCCUGUAGAUACACCUCUCCUCUCUGACUACACCUCAGUUUUACUUGUAGUUUUUUUUAUUUUCAUGACGAACGUUAGUUUUAGAAUUAAUUGGAAGGAGUUUAAUCUUUUUCUUUUGGUUUCCCUCAAAGUUUGCAGAUUUAGGAACAAUUUUAUCAUUCAAGGAAUUCCUUCGAUGCAUUUGUUGUCCUUUUGUUUUUUUUUGUUUUGUAUAAUUGUUGCCGUCAGGAUUAAAUGCAAAUUGCUCUUAUGUUUCUGUUGAACCGUCACGCGUGUCACUAUUUAACAAGCCCGGUGCCGCAGCUCAGCACCUUCACCUUCCAGAAGUGUACAGACUGGCCACCAGGAGUCGCUAUAUUCACCAUUGUUCUCUCUCUUAAUUCAUCUUAAUCUACAAACCUCUGUAGGUCUGUCAUUUUUGAUAUUGUGAGAAUAAAGUUUUUGUAUCAAUGCCGA